Messenger RNA from Pomacea canaliculata, 453 nucleotides. RefSeq names its product high mobility group nucleosome-binding domain-containing protein 5-like. Lineage: Eukaryota; Metazoa; Mollusca; Gastropoda; Architaenioglossa; Ampullariidae. Bases 1 to 453 code for a protein of 150 amino acids. The record is from RefSeq and is a predicted model, not a curated record. The transcript has a single exon.
AUGAUGAAAAAGAAAAAAAGCCCUAAAGAUAGCGCUAAAAAGGAAAAAGGCCCUAAAGAUGGUGCCAAAAAGGAAAACAUUCAAGUUGAAAAAGAGGACUCCAGAGAAAAAGAAAUCCCUUCAGAUGACCUUGGGGAAACUAUAAAGGAAGACAGCCCUAUAGCUGAUAUUAAGGGCCCUGAAGAUGAGGCUCAAAAGGAAAAAGGCCCUGAAGAUGAUGCUCAAAAGGAAAAAGGCCCAGAAGAUGACGCUCAAAAGGAAAAAGGCCCAGAAGAUGAUGCUCAAAAGGAAAAAGGCCCUGAAGAUGAUGCUCAAAAGGAAAAAGGCCCUGAAGAUGAUGCUCAAAAGGAAAAAGGCCCAGAAGAUGAUGCUAAAAAGGAAAACGGCACUGAAGAUGAUGCUAAAAAGGAAAAAAGCCCUAAAGAUGAUGCUAAAAAGGAAAAAAAGCCCUAA